Molecule: messenger RNA, 1864 nt
Organism: Malania oleifera
Lineage: Eukaryota; Viridiplantae; Streptophyta; Magnoliopsida; Santalales; Ximeniaceae
Exons: 8
Coding region: 109-1761 (550 amino acids)
Biological process (GO): lipid metabolic process
Source: RefSeq, a predicted model, not a curated record
UGAUCAGGCACAAAUACAUAGCUUCCACAAAACACAUGCUCGGGAACAACUCAUUGUGGGUUUGAUGUUCUGCAACUUUUCUAAGGGCGAAACAAACCACUGCUUUGCAUGAGGAAGCCUUGUGAGUGUGGUAAAAAUUUUCUAAAGGGACAGGAGUUAUGUCUAAGAUUUGUAUAUGAUGUUCUUAAUCCUAGUCAAUCACAUUGGUCAAAUGUAAACAAUGUAGAAACAAAUGCGCAGAAGGAGCCAAAAGAUGCUUCUGAAGUGCCUCUGGGGCCUAAAGCGGUCAGGAAGACAGACUAUGAUUCUGGGUUCAAGAACGGUUCUGAUGAUGAUGGUAUGAGUGGCAACAAGUGGAGGUUAGAACUUGCGUGGCUCACGAAAGCUCUUGAACCAGCAUUACAGUUGUGUAGGUGGGCUCUGCCAACUGGAACUGGAACUGGAAACAGUUCCCCUCCAACCAGUCGAUCUGUUUCAGAGAUCCUUGCAAGCAUUCAGUGCAGUAAGGUUGGAAUCCAGGAUUGGAGCCUGAGUGAUCUUACAAUAGGCUUAUAUCUUAUCUAUCUUCGUCAAGCAUCUGCAAAUCCAUUCGAAGAUGUUAAUGGCGUUCAGAUCUCCUCUGAUUUAAUAGUUCAAGACCUCAUCUACCAUAGCGAGUUAGCGAAAGGGGCUUAUAAAGAUAAUGUUGCUGGUCUUGCAAGAAACAGCAUGCUUCGAGAAAGAAACAUUGUGAAAUAUGUUAAGAAGUCCAGUGUAAUGAGGCCUGGAUAUUAUAUAGGGAUUGAUACUCGGAAAAAGCUUGUAGUUCUAGGUAUUCGUGGUACUCAUACUAUUUAUGACCUUAUCACGGACAUUGUUACUUCAAGUGAUGGAGAAGUCACAUUUGAAGGCUAUUCAACACAUUUUGGUACAGCAGAAGCUGCUCGCUGGUUUCUCAGCCAUGAGAUAGCAACCAUAAGGAAGUGCUUGGAUAAGCAUGAGGGAUUUAGGUUAAGGCUUGUUGGUCAUUCUCUUGGAGGUGCUACAGCUUCUUUACUAGCAAUAAUGCUUCGUAAGAAGUCAUCCAAGGAGCUGGGUUUUAGCCCUGAUAUCAUUUCUGCAAUUGGAUAUGCAACUCCACCUUGUGUCUCUAGAGAACUUGCGGAAAGCUGUGCCGAUUAUGUCACAACUGUUGUAAUGCAGGAUGAUAUAAUUCCUAGGUUAAGUGUAGCUGCUCUAAUGAGGUUGAGGAAUGAAAUUGUUCAAACUGAUUGGGUGAGUGUCAUAGAUAAGGAAGACUGGAAAAAUGUGCUAGGUUUGGUUACAAAUGCAAAGCAGGUGGUGUCUUCUGUACAAGAUGUAGCCCGUAAGCUUGCUGAUUAUGCCAAGUUCAGGAGCAAGACAAAUUCUUGUGACCUUUCGAUGAGAAAGGAAUUAUCUGCUGCUUCCACACCUGGUUCAACAUUCAACCCAGAAGUAGCAAGUUCUAUUCUCCCAGAUAAGGAUGGAAGUGUCUGGAAAAAGCCUGAGGAAUUGUUUGUACCAGGGACCCUGUAUUAUCUAAAGAGAAAUAUUGACACUCAAAACGGCGAAUGCAGGAAAGAUAAUAGUGAAGGUGGGGAAUUUUUCACAUUAUGGAAGAGGCAUCCGGGCGAGCAUUUCCAGCGGAUAGUGCUCUCGAGCAACUUGUUUUCAGACCAUAAAUGCGAUAAUCAUUAUUAUGCUCUCAGAGAUGUACUCAAAGGUUUGCCAAGAUCAGCUGAUGAUUUUUUUCCCAGAUGAAAGAAUGCCUAUUAUUUUUACUUUUUUCAUUUAAUUAUUGUAAAUUAUUAAUAAUUUUGAUAUUUAAACUUUUUCAAUCAUUUUUAUAAAUUUUAGAGAAAAA